This is a messenger RNA of Cydia strobilella, 5477 nucleotides long. It is a transcript of the gene Vps35, whose product is annotated as vacuolar protein sorting-associated protein 35. The coding region runs from base 142 to 2595 and encodes 817 amino acids. The transcript is spliced from 18 exons. Gene Ontology annotation, cellular component: retromer, cargo-selective complex; retromer complex; late endosome. The record is from RefSeq and is a predicted model, not a curated record. Lineage: Eukaryota; Metazoa; Arthropoda; Insecta; Lepidoptera; Tortricidae. Gene Ontology annotation, biological process: retrograde transport, endosome to Golgi; intracellular protein transport.
AAUUAAAAAGUCAACAACACCCACAAGAAUUCCCAUCAAUAAUCUCUUAUCAGCAUAUUUAAUUCGCGACUUUAUUGUUGAUACACGUUGCAGGUGCGUUCGUAAUGCCUCUAGACCGCAUUCCGUGCGAGUCUAGUCAGCAUGAUGACUGUUAACAACCCGUUUCUGUACAUUUGGUCAAAUGCGCAGAUGACGAACCAGGCGUCUCCCGUGGAGGAGCAGGAAAAGCUGCUGGAUGAGGCGCUGAACGUCGUCAAAGUUCAGGCGUUUCAGAUGAAAAGAUGCCUGGACAAGUCGAAGCUGAUGGACGCGCUGAAGCACGCCUCCACCAUGCUCGGGGAGCUGCGGACCUCCCUGCUCUCGCCGAAGAGCUACUACGAGCUCUACAUGGCUAUAACCGACGAGCUCCGGCACCUCGAGCUGUACCUGCUGGAAGAGUUCCGCCGCGGCCGCAAGGUGCCGGACUUGUACGAGCUCGUGCAGUACGCCGGCAACAUCGUGCCGCGGCUCUACCUCCUUAUCACUGUGGGCCUCGUGUAUAUUAACACUAAUACUAGCCUGCGUCGAGAUCUGCUUAAGGAUCUGGUAGAGAUGUGUCGAGGCGUCCAACACCCGCUGCGCGGGUUGUUCCUCCGCAACUACCUGCUGCAGUGCACCCGCAACGUGCUCCCGGACUCACACGAGCCCGAGAACGAGAAUGAGGGCACCGUUCGUGAUGCCAUCGACUUCAUUCUGAUGAACUUUGCGGAGAUGAACAAACUGUGGGUCCGAAUGCAACACCAAGGGCACUCGAGGGACAAGGAGCGACGGGAACGCGAGCGCUCGGAGUUACGAAUCCUCGUCGGAACUAAUUUAGUGCGUCUCAGCCAACUGGAGUGCGUCACUGUUGCCGAAUAUAAGCGCUGCGUGCUACCCGCCAUCUUGGAACAAGUCGUGUCUUGUAGGGACGCUAUAGCGCAGGAAUAUCUACAAGAAUGUUGUAUACAGGUGUUUCCCGACGAGUUCCACCUGGCGACACUGCAGCCGUUCCUGAAAUCCUGCGCUGAAUUACAGCCAGGAGUCAACAUUAAAAACAUCAUUACGGCGCUUAUUGAGCGAUUGCAGCAUUAUAGCCAGCGAAGCGAGAACGGAGUGAAUUUCGUGGUGACUGAAGACGGGCAGGAGCAGCAAGUUCAGCUCUUCGAAGUGUUCUCCGACCAGGUGGCCGCCAUUACACAGAGCCGCACCGACAUGCCUCCAGAAGACACAUUAAGUCUCCAACUCGCACUACUGAAGCUAGCUCAGCGCUGCCACCCUGACCGGCUCAACUAUGUCGACAAAGUCCUGGCACAUACAGAUACCAUCUGCAAAGAUAUUCUACAAAACAGCGGCAAAACGCACAUGGAACAGAACACCCCAGUGUUCAAAGAACUAAUGAAGAUUUUGAAGCUCCCCGGCGAACAGUACAAGGACGUCCUUACCCUAACGAAGCUGCAGCACUACAGGCCGCUUAUCGCGCAUUUACCUCACUCAGGCCGGACCACUUUGGCGGCGCACCUGGCGUCGCUGCUUAUAGACGCGGGGACCGUUGUGUCCACACCGGAGGACGUGGAGUCAGUGUUGUCGAUGCUGGACGUGCUGGUCCGCGACCAGCCCGACCAGCCCGCCAAUCCGGACCCGGACGAUUUUGCCGAGGAACAGUGGCUCUUAGCCAGAUUGAUCCAUCAGUUCAAGUCGCCAUCCGCGGACCAGCAGUACCUGAUACUGAGCGCGUGUCGCAAGGCCCUGCAAGGCGGAGGAGCGGUCAGGAUCCAGCACACCUUCCCACCGCUCUUGUUCCAUGCCUACAGAUUAGCUGAGCAGUAUAAGGAUGAGAAGGAUCAGGAUGAGAUGUGGGAGAAGAAAUGUCAGAAGAUCUUCCAGUUCUGCCACCAGAGCAUCAGCAUGCUAGUGAAGGCCGAGCUAGCUGAACUGCCUCUACGGUUGUACCUACAGGGCGCGCUGGCCAUCAGCGAAAUAGGAUUUGCGAAUCACGAAACGCUCGCCUACGAGUUCAUCGCGCAAGCCUUCUCGCUCUACGAGGACGAGAUCCCGGACUCCCGAGCGCAGCUACAGGCUCUAACGUUACUCAUCGCCACGGCUGAACAGGCCCGCUGUUUGGGUUCUGAAAACAUGGAACCAUUGCGUACAUCGUGCGCCCUCGCGGCCGGCAAGCUGCUCAAGAAACCCGACCAGGCCAGGGCCGCUGCGUUGUGCGCUCAUCUGUAUUGGAAGAGAGAUAAAGACGGCAACCCGUGGCCACUGAGUGACGCAGGGCGUGCCCUGGAGUGCCUGCGCAAGGCCGCCCGAGUGGCCGCGCAAUGUAUGGACGGCGCCGUUCAGGCACAGCUACUCGCCGAACUACUGGGGAGAUACGCUCUACUCAGGACCAGGAGACAUCCCGGACUCACUCCACAGCUCAUACACACCGUGAUCGCGAAAAUUCGUGAAGAACUUGGCAACGUGGAGGCGAGUGAGGAGGCCGAACAGAUAGCGAGGCACUUCCACAACACGCUGCGACACCUCCGGAGAUCCGCACCCGAUCUGCCGGCUUUAGACGACGCGCUCUUACAGUAGACAGACAGCGAGGCGAGCUAGCGGCCUAGCAAAGCGAGGCUCUUAAACAAUACGCUGCGAUAUACCCAAUCUGCCCGCUUUAAACGACACGUUAUUGCAGUAGGCAGACAGCAAGGCGAGCUAGCGGCCGAGCAGAGCGAGGCCCUUAAACAAUACGCUGCGAUAUACCCAAUCUGCCCGCUUUAGACGACGCGCUCUUACAGUAGACAGACAGCGAGGCGAGCUAGCGGCCGAACAGAGCGAGGCGCUUAAACAAUACGCUGCGAUAUACCCAAUCUGCCCGCUUUAAACGACACGUUAUUGCAGUAGACAGACAGCGAGGCGAGCUAACAGCCGAGCAGAGCGAGGGCCUUGAACAAUACGCUGCGAUAAACCCAAUCUGCCCGCUUAGACGACACGUUACGGCAGUAGACAGACAGCGAGGCGAGCUAGCGGCCGAGCAGAGCGAGGCGCUUAAACAAUACGCUGCGAUAUACCCAAUCUGCCCGCUUUAGACGACGCGCUCUUACAGUAGACAGACAGCGAGGCGAGCUAGCGGCCGAGCAGAGCGAGGCGCUUAAACAAUACGCUGCGAUAUACCCAAUCUGCCCGCUUUAAACGACACGUUAUUGCAGUAGACAGACAGCGAGGCGAGCUAACAGCCGAGCAGAGCGAGGGCCUUGAACAAUACGCUGCGAUAAACCCAAUCUGCCCGCUUAGACGACACGUUACGGCAGUAGACAGACAGCGAGGCGAGCUAGCGGCCGAGCAGAGCGAGGCGCUUAAACAAUACGCUGCGAUAUACCCAAUCUGCCCGCUUUAGACGACGCGUUAUUGCAGUAGACAGACAGUGAGGCGAGCUAGCGGCCGAGCAGAGCGAGGCGCUUAAACAAUACGCUGCGAUAUGCCCAAUCUGCCGGCUUUAGACGACACGUUAUGGCAGUAGACAGACAGCGAGGCGAGCUAGCGGCCGAGCAGAGCGAGGCCCUUAAACAAUACGCCAUACCUAAUCUGCCGAUAUUAAACGACGCGACUACGGUAGACAGAUAAUGAGGCACUUUCACAAUAGACUGUGACAUCUCCUUAGAUCCGCACCCGAUAGACAGACAGCGUGGCGAACUAGCGGCCGAGCAAAACGAGGCCCUUAAACAAUACGACUUCAGAAGUUGUCCUGUGCUUAACAUAAUUAUGUUUCUCGCUCUAAAAGCAACAAAUUUAUUUUAGGUCUUUAUUUACGUAACUGGUUACAAAAAAAAAUAUCUAAUUAUGUAUAUAAAAUUAUCUCAAUUAUAAUUAAUUUAAUAAACUAUACAGUUUAUAAAAUUAAUUGAUUGUUGACAAUCAAGUUAUUAUUCUUAAACAGUAUUUUGUAUAAUUAUUAAAUAAGGUUCGAUUAUAUUUUCUAUUCUAGAAAAUCUAAUACGAAAUGCCACAAACAAGUCAGCCGGGCUAGCACAUGAUUGGCGCGAGAGUAUCUCGCCGCGACAUAGACUACCCGUCCCCCUUUAAUUCAUACAGAUAGUAGAAGACAGGUAGUCUAUCUCGCGGCGAGAUACUGUCGCAUCAAUCAUGUGCUCGGCCUACUGGGCAUAGCUUUAGCUAAAUAGAUAUUAUUGGUAAAGUUUAGGGUGUUCACACACUGAGAUUUAAAAAUGUAUGUGUUGGCGGCCGAUCGUAAACCCAGGCAGAUCAUGAAAUUCCUAGGCAUAUCGUGAAAAUCAUUGUCAUUCCCUUAGUCAACCGUCCUAACAUACCGUCAAAUGUUACACAGGAACUAUACGAUCGGCCUGAUUUUAUGAUGACUCGAAGGUAUAAUCCGGCUCGAAGGACCACUUUGUUUAUAUAAGAUAGAAAUUGCUAAUGCUAAAUUACCAAUAAUUUAUUCCGUAAUAUGACAUCGUCUUAUAGGGAGCGUGCAUAAACUGUAGGUGGCAGCACAGGAGACGUCAGAUUUUUGGCGCAAGGCGUAAAUGUGUGGUUUAUGCUUCCAAAGUAGCCCACAAGAUGGCAGCACUUGCUUUGGCGUGAAGUGUCAAUGUACAUGUUUAUGGUUCCGAUUCAGGCCACAAGAUGGCAGACCCUCUAACGCGCACGGUCCCUAUAUAGGUUCUAAGCAAAGAGGAUAUAAUAAGAUAGAGCGGUACUGUCAUAGUAAAUUUUGUAACCCCAGUAAAUUCACUGCCAUCUGUCGACACUUUAAAACUAAAAAUAAAUAUUUAUAAAAAUACGAUAAAAUGUAUUUAAAUAUGGAUAAAUGAUUUUUUAUCAUUAAUUAUUUUUAUGAUUUUGACCCAUGCUGUUCUUUCACUGAUAUGCGUUAAAAUUGUUAAAUAACAAACGAAACCGUCAACGCCAUCUAUACGACAGUAGGCCAAAGCUAGUAGCGCCCUCUGAACGAGAAUCAAAAUUUCUUGAUUUUCGAGGCACGUUUUUUCCUUAGACUGUAUCCAUCUAUUACGGAGUUAUAUCUAUCUUUGAUGGCUACGAAAUAACUCGCGUUUUUAAUAAGAAAAUUAAUGUAUGGAGUUACCACUCUUAUCAUAUUGCGUUCUCAGUAUGUGAAUGCCUUAGAUCUGUAGCUGAUUUCAGAGAAAAUAUUGGUCUAUAUUAUUUAGUUGUCUUUGGCACCGAUAACAUCGAAUAAUAAUUUAUUAUAAUAAGAAACAUACCUUUAGAGGCAGGCUAAGCUAACUCUGCAGCGAUUUGAAUAGCACAUAUUGUGCAUGUGUUAUUUUAUACGUCAAGCUUGUAUGAAAACAUGACGCUUACGCAUUCUGUGCUUUCAAAAUCGUUGCAGAGUUAGCUUGGUCUUGGUGAAUAUUAUUACGUUAUAAAUAUAUGUAAGUGGUUUUGUAAAAGCAAUAUUGUAAUGUUAAUGGAAUAAACGCAAUUUGUUUUAAAAA